Rhea pennata is the source of this 2417-nucleotide messenger RNA. It is a transcript of the gene TMEM69, whose product is annotated as transmembrane protein 69. The record is from RefSeq and is a predicted model, not a curated record. The transcript is spliced from 3 exons. Bases 189 to 968 code for a protein of 259 amino acids. NCBI's taxonomy places the organism in Eukaryota, Metazoa, Chordata, Aves, Rheiformes, Rheidae.
UUGGCGGAAUUAGAUUUCCUGUAUGUAGUGAAUUGAGCCCUCCAUCCUUUAUCAGCGUCAUGCAGCCCUUUAUACCAUGUAGCGGAGCUGUAAUGGAGCUGAUCCCUAAGCAGGAAACAGUCGCCCCGUCUGCCCCGUCUUUCUCUAACUAGAAACCGUUCUUGUAACAGGGCCUGGAUAAAGCAGGUAUGUUUCAUCUAGUGCAACGGUGCUUCUUCCAGAUACCUUUCAAGCUCCAGAAGUUAACUGGUCCCAGACUGCUGCAGUAUGGAAAGAAUAAGACAACUUGCUCUUCUCCUCUCAUCCUCCAUCUGCACAGAGAUGUUUGUCUUCUUUCAAGAUCUCCAAGCCUCAACCAAGCAUUAAUACAUGCAACCAAGCUGCAGGCAUUUCACACCUCUAUCCCUAUCUUAAAGAAAAAAACCCCCAAAGAACCUGAGACCAAAGACUUGGACCCGAUGCAGUACCGUAUGAAGUCACUAAAGGAUUCUCCAAAGCCAGCCCUUUACUUAAGCCUUGUAGGGCUAAUUCCAUUUGUUUCUGUGCCACUGGUAAUGGCUGUCCAAGGGACCUACUACCCCGAGCUGGCAUUUGCUCAGAUGACAUAUGGUGCUGUAAUAGUCUCUUUCCUAGGAGGAAUCAGGUGGGGAUUUGCUGUCCCAGAAAACAGUCCAGCCAAACCCGACUGGCUGAACCUAGCUAACAGUACAGUUCCUCCUUUAUUUGCUUGGCAAGCCUUACUUUUUCAAAGCGUCACCCAUAGUGCAAUCCUGCUUAUAAUGGGUUUAGGGAUAGCACUACAUUAUGACCUUGCCCUUCUUCCUACUUAUCCUAGUUGGUUUAAAGCACUGAGAAUAGUGGUAACAGUGUUGGCGGUAUUAUCACUACUAGCCACUUUAACACUGAAGACAAUUGAUUCAGAGAAACAGCUAAGUGACAGCACAAAUAAAUGGAAGAACACAAAAUGAGAAAACCAGAGGAAAAAAGUAUUUAUUUGUUAAGCCCUUUGUAUUAGGUUACAGGGAAAAAUAAUUUUAAAAAGUGUUUGUGCUUAGAAGUCAGAAGAUAGCAAUGUUCAAGAUGUUUGUACCAGAAGCAAAGAGCUGCUUAGCAAGUUUAGCAGGAAAGGAUUGUAAAUACUGAUCACUUUCAAGGUAGCCAUGAAUCUGGCCUUACCUGUAGAAUAAAGUAUCACUCUUCAACAAGAUAAGAUGUCGCUGCCAUAUGAAUUUAAAAUGGAGAUUCAUCUGUCAAAAGUAUGAAUUGCUUUAUUGAAUUAUUGAAGUAUUUGGCUUAACUAUAGUAUGUGAUAAUGUUCUGUAUUGAGUAAAACAAUCAUGUAGCUAUCAGGUAGCCUUUAGAAAAAGUUCUUAAGGAAGCUGAAAGCAAGGUGAAGCAACUCUUGCUGCAGGAGAAGACGUGUGACUCCAGUGUAGUUUAUUAUUUAGGAAAAUGGAAGAGAAGUACAUACAGAUUCAGUUGCUAUUUUAUAAAUGCAAAAAAACAAAACGAAACCAACAAAAAACAACACACACACACAACCCACGCCCAAACUUAGCCUCACUUCAGCUGAGAAGAUGGUGAAAGUACUAUGCAAGGAAGCACUAGUGAGGUAACAAAGGACAGUCAAGGCUUGUUUCCAGCAGCAAGGCAAGGGUUGUUUGAAGUGACAAGCAAAGGUCAGCAUUUACCUUAGGUAGUUCCUCCAGUAAUUGUGAUGAAGUGUAGAAAGCUAGAAGAGAAAACUUACAAAUUUGCAUCUUCUGUAAGGUACCACCAAAGACAAAAAGAUUGCAUAGACUUGUUUAAAUAAAAACAACAACUGAUCCAGCUGUUUCCAGCUUUUGUUUAGACUUAGGGUUACCUAGCCAAGGAAGCUGCAAGCAGCAGAGCCCUAAAGAACCAUCACAUUCCUAAAUGAAAGUACUAUCAAAUGAUGCUUGGUAUGAUAUGACACAAGGAUUCAGUCUCUGGCACUAAAGGACCAGAUAAUGGGACCUGAAAGGAGUUUGUGCGUUCUCCCUCCUUAACACAGUAGUUGAAUUUGAGCACCUGGGACAGACAGAAACAGACUUUGUGUCCAGCAAAUCUGCCAUUAGGGGGCCAGCUGCACUGGAAGAAGCGUAAUGUCUUCACAUUUAUGUUGUGGCUUCUUCCCCUACAUACUGUGAAAGGAAGAGCAAGUCACGUGCUUUUUUCCUCAUCUGCCUUAAGAAACCUAAGUAGUUGCAUGUGUAGAUGUUCAGUGUAGGAUUUUCAUCUUUUGUUUAAGGACACUGUGAGAUGCAAGAAGAAAGCUAAAACAUUGCUACCAGACACACACUCAGCACCAAUUUAGGGAAUCCUCACAGUUCUUUCAAAGUACUAUUUUCUGUAUAUGUGUUCAUUAAAGAACAAAGUACCUACUGUAGCUUAAA